AGCCAAUCAAGAGCCUGAGAGUUAUGUUCUUCGCACCUGCGCUAUUGCCCGCUCCGUAACGCAUGUAUGUCUGGAAACGGUAGGACGGAGGAUUGCGACGUCAUUUGUGGAUAAUUUUAACAACAAGGAAAGCUGGCAGCGGCAACGUACUCGCAAUGGAUGGAGAGUCGAACUCGCAGUAUGCAUUUUUGGAGGUUCUGGGCCGGGGCACGUACGGCACCGUUAUCAAGUGCGCCAUCAUACCCGCCACAAAGGGAACAACGACAGCCGCAACAGCAGCCGCCGUAACGGCCGCAACGCCCAGCGCCCAUGUGGAUCAUGGCAACGGCAGCAAUCACGGCAUUAGCAGCAGCCCCAACGGCAACCCUAACGACAAGAGCAGCAGAAAACACGUGUACCAGCCUGCUAACGGCCCUGCCACCAACGCUCAACCACCACCCCAGUACGUUGCCAUCAAACGGUUCCAUGGAGCCCUACGGAAUACGCAUGCCUGGCAGCUGGCCUCCCGCGAGGCCCGGCUGCUGGGCGCCAUGCAGCACCCGCUAGUGGUGGCGCUGCGAGACGCUUUCCGCAGCCCCUCAGGCCGGCCCUACCUGGUCAUGGAGUAUGUGCCCAGGUGUGUCGCUGCGGAGUUGGCCGCCCGACCCGCGGGUCUGCCCCCUCGCGAUGUGAAGCUGCUGACGUGGCAGUUGGCGCUGGUGCUGCGCCACCUGCACGCCAACAGGGUACUUCACCGCGACAUCAAGCCCUCCAACAUGCUCCUCACUCACUCGGGGCUGCUCAAGCUGUGCGACUUUGGGUUUGCGAGGUUCACGGGUGGCAGUGACCCACGGGUCGGCGAGCUGCUUACGACCUACGUCGUCACUCGCUGGUACCGGGCGCCCGAGCUGCUGCUGGGGCUGGAGUACGGCCCGCCGGCGGACAUCUGGGCACUGGGCUGCACGGUUGCUGAGCUGGCGGCCGGGUCCCCGCUGCUGCCGGGCACCUCCACCGCCGACCAGCUCGCCCUCAUCAUGCAGAUGUUCGGGCAACCGCCUGACCAAGGAUCCCACGGGUCACCCCUGCGGCGGCACCUCUCGGGCCUGGGUUCUAGCCUUUUAGAGCUGCUGGAAGCUUGCCUGCGGACCGACCCACGGGGCCGUCCCACGGCGGCGCAGCUGCUCAACAUGCCGUACUUUUUCGAGAUUAGCAGCCUGGUGGUGGGCAACCCGGAGCUAGAGGAACUCUACCGAAACGAGAUGGGAGCCGGUGUGGCUGCUGCCGCAGCCGUCGCCACAACGGCGGUGGCUUUGUCGCCAACAAUGGAGGCGACAUCACCGCCACCACCGCCACUUCACGUCUUGGAGCCAGCCGGGGGCGCUGAGCCACCGCUUCCUCCGCAGGUGCCCCUGCCAGAGCUGCUGACGCCGGCGGCUUCAGAAGCAGCUGCCACUGCCGCCGCGCCGCUCGACCCCCCAGAUCAGAAGGACGCCUCCGCACCAGCUAGCCAGGCAACAUACCGUCCAGAUCCCCUCCCCCAACUCGCCAUCACGCCUCCAGAGGCAGCGCCAAGCUGCUCGAAACCAGCUCGCCGCCCCUUUCGCCGCCAGCGUGCAGCGUCCGCAGCGGAGGCCGGCCCCGUACGGCAAUCCACAUCUGAGCUGUUUGGGGCUCCACCGCCGGCGGCGGCGGCGAGGGCUUUGGCGUCGGUGUCGGCCUCGGUUGGAGCCGGCGAGGGGCAAUACAGGAAUCCAGAGCCGAACAGGCCGCCAGUCCGAAAUCGUACUGCCCAGCGCGGCUAUCUCGAGCCUGAUCCCCGAAGCAGCAACAGCAGCGGCAACAGCAACCUCGACAACGGGUUGUGGGUGCCUUGGGGUUCGGAUUGGCAAGCGAGGCUGGCAAGUGUGCGCCGUGGCUGCGGGAGGGGCGGACAUGGAGAAGGAGGUGGGGGCGACGGAGGUGGCGGCGUUGGAGGCGGCGGAGGUGAAGGAGGUGGAGGAGUUCAAAUGGCGCCGCUAACGCCCCGCCUAACGCAACAGGCUCCGGAACCCGGUGCCGUACGCGUUUCUUCCGAC
Astrephomene gubernaculifera is the source of this 2054-nucleotide messenger RNA. The record is from the annotation of a GenBank genome assembly. Lineage: Eukaryota; Viridiplantae; Chlorophyta; Chlorophyceae; Chlamydomonadales; Astrephomenaceae.